Molecule: messenger RNA, 2663 nt
Organism: Pseudogymnoascus verrucosus
Lineage: Eukaryota; Fungi; Ascomycota; Leotiomycetes; Thelebolales; Thelebolaceae
Exons: 1
Coding region: 235-1806 (523 amino acids)
Molecular function (GO): monooxygenase activity; oxidoreductase activity, acting on paired donors, with incorporation or reduction of molecular oxygen; heme binding
Source: RefSeq, a predicted model, not a curated record
AGUGGGGAGAUGGGAUGGGAUGGGAUAGAGUGGAGGUUGGUGCUGGAUAGCUACAUAUCUAUGGUGAGGUCGUGGUUUUCUCUUUGUACUCUGUUUGUUGUUGUGGAACAGGUAUGUCUCAGUCCUGCUUAUAUUGCAACGACGUCGUCUGAGUGAUUUUCUACCUCCUCGUUGUUGUUGUCGUCGCGUCUACUUUCCUUCCUUUUUUUUUUACCUCCCACCACGCGCUUGACGAUGGUUCUCGAAGAUGCCCUUGCCGUCAUGGCACGGCAUUGGCCUUCUGCACUGGCCAUCAUUGUCAUUGUCCAUUUCACGCGCAACUACUUCCACCACUCCCUCAACAAAUACCCAGGCCCGUUCCUCGCGCGCAUCACAAACUGGUGGCGCUUCUGGGACGUCCUCCAGCGCCGCCCUGAAGUCACCCAUAUCGCCCUACACAAGAAACACGGCGAUGUCGUUCGUCUCGGCCCCAACUACCUCAGCUUCGCCGAUCCCAAGGCUGUGAAGGACAUCUACGGCCUCAACAAGGGCUACAUCAAGAGCGACUUCUACCCCGUCCAACAAUCCGUCUCAAACGGCCACCGCCUCCCCAGUCUCUUCUCCACCACCGACAACACAUUCCACGCCAACCUCCGCCGCUCCAUUAACUCCGCCUUCUCCAUGUCAACACUCGUCCAAUACGAACCCCUCGUCGACAGCACCACCUCCAUCUUCCUCUCCCAAACCGACAAGCUCUUCGCCUCCCCAGGCAUAACCUGCGACUUCGCGCGCUGGCUACAGUUCUAUGCCUUUGAUGUGAUCGGGAACAUGACAUACUCCGAGCGCCACGGCUUUCUGGAGCGCAACGAAGACAUCGAGGGUAUAAUCUCAUAUCUCGGGAAGCUAUUCAGCUACGUAGCACCCAUAGGCCAAAUCCCCUUCCUCGACCUCCUCCUCCUCAAAAACCCCCUCUACCUCCUCGCCGCCCAACACGGCCUCAUCGACGCCACCUUCCCCGUCGCCCGAUUCGCCCGCGCCCGCCUCGAGGAACGCAUGGCCUCCUCCCCCGGCAAACCAUCCACCGGCCCGCCAGAUCUACUGUCUAAAUUCAUCGCCGCGCAGGAGACGCAUCCCAAUACCGUGACGCAGAAGGAAGUCCUCACCCUCGCUGUCUCGAUGGCGUUCGCGGGCUCGGAAACAACUGCUAUCUCCCUAUCGUCGGUUUUCUACUACCUCCUCCGUCACCCUGCUACUCUGUCCCGCCUCCUCGCCGAAUUGGACGAUGCGGAACAGCGCGGUGUGUUCGCUGAUGCUACGCCGGGCGUUGUCUCGUGGGCCGAGGCGCAGAAACUUCCUUAUAUGGAUGCUGUGAUCAAAGAGGCGUUUCGCAUUCACCCCGCUGCGGGAUUACCGCUCGAGCGCAUCGUUCCACCUAGCGGUGCUAUGAUCGCUGGGAACUUCAUCCCCGGCGGCACGAUCGUCGGCUGCUCCGCUUGGGUUCUGCACGGCAACCAGUCGAUCUUCGGGUCCGACUCUGCGCACUUCCGACCCGAGCGCUGGCUUCCGAGGGAUGGGAGUAGCGAGGAGGUUGAGAGGAUUAAGGAGAUGAACGCGGCGAUGUUCCAUUUUGGGAGUGGAAGCCGGACGUGUAUUGGGAGGAAUAUUAGUUUGUUGGAGAUUUAUAAGGUUGUACCCAGUCUACUGAGGGAGUUUGAGGUGGAGUUCCCCGAGGGGAGGAGGGGGGAAUGGACGUUGUGGAAUUCGUGGUUUGUGAGGCAGUUGGGGUUUGAGGUGAGGUUUCGGAGGAGGGAGAAGGGGGGGUUGUAGAGUAGUUAUGGGGGGAGAAUAUAGUAAAAAUGUUGUAAAUUCACAUUUCGCAGGCGUGGAUGCUGAGAUUGGAUACUGAGUGAGCUGUGGGCGGCUAUAUAAGCGUACGCGCUUCUGAGGCUUGAGUAGGGCACCACUCCAGUAACAGCCUGUUCACCAGAGUUUCACAGUCCUUGAUGGACUGUAUAACGGCCACCUUUGAUGUUUGGUGGGUGUAAUCGGGGAGGGGUUGAUGUUUUUGGUGGCGCGGAUCUCAUUGCUGUCAUGUAAUCUGCCGCUGUCAUUAUCCUCUCACCGUCUGUUAUUAUGCUCUCGCUGUCAUCGACCCCCGUUUCCUUGCUAGCCGAUCUAGGCCUCGGUGUUCUACAUGCUUGAUAGGGCCAUUUGACGUCUCUAUUAUACUUCCAUUCCGAUUUAAGCCUUGGAAUUCCAAUAGAUACUUCAUGUUGAACCCAAAAUCACCUUUCUGAAGGACCUUUUGCAUGAUGACUAGCCCCCGUUUCUUUAUCGGCCGAUCUGGGCCUCGAGACUCUGGGUGCUGGCUUCAGGGUCAUGGAUAUCUUGGUUUGCUUGGGCCCUCGUUGUCUCGUCGAUUAGUACUUCUAGAUCGCCAAGUAAUCUUUGGAGUAACGUCUUCGAGUGCAUCAUCAAUUUCAGAUCCCAUGGUGCGAAUCUUGUUGGCCCGCAAAAAGGACUCGUCCGUGAUGUGUGUGGUCUUACCACCCACUGGGCCACUGUCGUAUUCCGAUAUUUACGAAUAUAUUUUCCGGCCGCACGAGGGAGCUGCUGUGGGAGAAUACCAGAUAGGGAGGGGAAGGAGAUGAGUGUAAACAUGCAGAGUCUAAUAAAUAAGUUGC